This is a messenger RNA of Penicillium psychrosexuale, 3735 nucleotides long. Its product is annotated as transcriptional regulator family TF. Gene Ontology annotation, molecular function: DNA binding; zinc ion binding; DNA-binding transcription factor activity, RNA polymerase II-specific. Lineage: Eukaryota; Fungi; Ascomycota; Eurotiomycetes; Eurotiales; Aspergillaceae. The transcript is spliced from 5 exons. The record is from RefSeq and is a predicted model, not a curated record. The coding region runs from base 1 to 3735 and encodes 1244 amino acids. Gene Ontology annotation, biological process: DNA-templated transcription; regulation of DNA-templated transcription.
AUGAAAUGUGAUGGCAAAAAGCCUAUAUGCGCCCAGUGCCAUGCUCAGGGUCUAACGACAUGCGAUUAUUCUGAGGCGAAGCUCGUUAGAGAGCGGAAGCAGCUAGAGUUGGCUCAACUGAAAAUUGGAGCCUACGAGGACUUGCUUCGGAAUAUCGCUCAAAGAGCGGACACCUCUAUUGCGAAACAAAUUACAAGCACCCUUAAAGCCUAUACAACAGUCAGCGAACACCGGAAUAGUUCUUCAAAUGUUUCAUUUUCGUCUAUCGAUUCUCUGGACAAUAUUGAUACGGUGGGUGAAGACCUCAAUCGCAGCAAAGAAAGUAGGGCUACAGGAUACAUGGGGAAGGAUUCUGAAAUUGCGUGGAUGCAACGGCUGCAGUCGAAUACUACAAGCCAGAACGACAACCCGGGUUCUUUAGAAAAACCUUUGAAAGAAUGGCCUCUCGUUAAUGACUCCAUCGUCCCAAUGAACUAUCGUCUUGACCAUCAUCAUUUGUCCGACCCCGAAGUGAGGAAUGCUUUCGUCCUACCACCGAAAGCGCUGGCAGAUCAUCUACUCCAUAUUUAUCGCACUAACGUCGACAUUUCUUUUCCAAUCAUCCGAUGGGGAUUAUUCAUGGAUCAGUAUCGCCGCCUAUUCUCAGGGAGCUUGAUAAAUCCCGGGAGGAGGUGGUUGGCUGUCUUUAACAUGGUCCUUGCUAUUGGCAGGAACUUUUGCCGAGUCUCCAAACAAGAUCUGCAGGUUUACGCUGAUGACGACGUGUUCUUUGCUCGAGCGAAAUCCCUGAACAUUUCGGAGACUGUUCUCUUUGGCUACGAAGAUCUGCAACAAGUGCAGGUCGAGACGCUUAUGACGUUAUACUUCCUAACUGUUUCUCGGGUUAACAGAACGAACAACACAUUUGAUGCGGAAGCAACCGAAGCGCGGAAGCGGCUAUGGUGGUCGAUCUUUUACCUGGAACAUCUACUCUCUGCCAUGACUGGCCGAGCCUCUUGCCUUGGAGAUGGUUCCUGCUCUGCACCUCCACCGCUACCCUUUGAACACUCGGAAUAUGAGUUUUCUGAUGUCGGUCAGUGGGGUGAUGGCCGAUUAGCCCAUGCCGGCGAUAUGCAAUGGACGAUCUUCCAGAGCGACGAACAGAUCGAAGCCCAACAUACGUCCUUAAAGUCUAUGCAGCCCAGCGCGUCUCUCUACUUCUUCUAUCUGGUAGACCUCGCUUUGAUCACGCACGCCAUUACCAAUCGCGAGCACAGUACGAGCAUCUUUCGAGAUGGUUGGAUUCAGAUCGAAAGCCGCAUUGGGAUUUACACUCAAAAGCUAGAUCAAUGGGUAUCUGGCUUACACGCUUCCUUGGCUUUUGAAGACAAGCAUGGUAAUCAACACCCCAGGAGCAGAUCAUAUUAUCAGGUCUCGUUAGCAUUGCACUAUUACAGCGCUCGUGCUGUCCUCAAUCGGCAUUGUCUUACACGCCCAGAAACCGCUGGAAAGAGCGGCAUCAAUCUUCCACGAUCCCGGUUUUACAACAAAUCCUCUUCGGCCUUCCUCCGUGCAUCUUUGGCGCUCAUAGCUGUUCUACCAGAUCAACCAGAUACGGUUUGGGCCUACAAUGUCGCCCCAUGGUGGGGUUUCCUGCAUUUUCUAAUGCAAGCCACUAUAGCCUCCCUUAUACAUUUGUCAGUUCUCUCAGUGCCAGCGAGUGUCGAGACUGAGGAAGGCGCUCCCGGGUCUGUGGAAACGCCUGAAGUUGUUCUUGCUGCGACGAAAAAAGCGCUCCACUGGCUGUAUUGCCUUGGGAAAUCUGAUGAGGCCGCUCGUCGAGCUUUUCUACUUUGCAACAGUUGCAUUCGCCGUAUAGCCCCUAGCAAAGGCCUGGAUUUGAGUGGUAUACCCUCCACGAUUGAUUUAUCCGAGACGUCCAGCGUUGCCCACUCUACGGAGUCGGAUAUACCAAGAGAGACAAGCAACUCGACAUUGCAACAAGAUCAGGGUAGCGAAUCAAUGGCCUCCCAGGGAGUUCUUGACAAUGAAGGAAGUGAAGAUACACUGUUUCAAGAGUCCGAAGAGGCACGAAAAUCUCGAGACAGCGUACGGAGCCUUUCCGCCGUGCUUGACACUGAUAUCGCCAUGUCAGAGUGGAUUUCGGACCCGACCGACGCAAAUUUUGAAGAGCACGUCAUCAACAACAUGAUUGGAACAUCUACUGCCGAGUACUUGUUCAUUCGGCUUUGCAUCCUAUUUCUUCACAACAUCGCACCAAUCAGUAUUUUAUACAGCGUUCAAUUACUCGUCGCUCAAUUCUUUCAUCUACCAACUUAUUUCGAACGCAUACCCUUGGCUAUCCAAAUUUGGCUCAUUGCAGAAGCCGUCUUUUUCACAUUUGUCUACAUACCACUUACAUACGCCCUUCGCAAUUCUCCUAUCUACCACAAACCUUUGUCCACGGAGCUCAGAGAGAAUUUGUUUCGGAGCUGCAAUAAAAAUGUGCCCAAUGUGGAGAAAUACCUCAGCCAGUGGCUUAUGGUCUCAGAAGCUGAAUGCAUAAAGCGCGAUAAUGUGAAAGACUUUAUCAGAUGGUCAUUAUUCGGACCUGACCAUAUCCUCGAGCAAGAUCAGCAGCAUGAAGAGGAAAUCGAGACCUACACAGUAGAAAUUGAGAAGCUGAUUGGACGAAAAUUGUCACCGGGCAGGAUGGAUGUGAAAGGCCUAGGACGGCUUUUGAAUGAAGCAGGCGGUUCACAUCGAAGUCUGCUAUGGUACAGUUGCGUCUCUGUGGUUGAUACCAUAACGUACUGCAGGAUGUCAUACAAUGGCUUCCACUUCUAUCGCAAUUCGCUCUCGCGAUUCUUUACCGUCUUUCCAUUUCGCCCUGUCACAAUAUUCACGUCUUAUCGAUCACCGGUGCGGCAUCUCACAUACUGGCAUCGACGACAUACAUCCAAGACACAGCUACCCGUACUAUUCAUACAUGGUAUCGGGAUUGGCAUGUACCCUUACGCAGGCUUCCUCCGAGAGUUAAACGAGCAACUACAGGCAGACGCCACCGACGAUGGUGAGAUCGGCAUCAUCGCACUUGAAAUCAUGGCAGUAAGCUCUCGGAUAACCAAUCCUGCUCUCGAAAAGGAGGUGAUGAUUUCUGAGAUCAUGGAGAUCAUGCGGUAUCACGGAUGGGACAAGAUCGUGCUUGUGUCUCAUUCUUAUGGUUCCGUAAUCGCCACACACCUUCUCAAGUCUGAUCGGUUCGCUCCGCUCAUCGGGCCUGCGGUCUUCAUUGAUCCUGUGUCAUUCCUUCUCCAUCUGCCUGACGUGGCAUACAACUUCAUAGCCCGCCAGCCAGCACGGGCCAAUGAAUACCAGCUAUGGUAUUUCGGAAGUCAAGACAUUGGAGUUGCGCAUACGUUGGCAAGGAGAUUCUCUUGGAUUGACAAUAUCAUUUGGAAGGAGGAGCUCGGGGUGAAGGCGGAAAAAGACCAGAAGGGUAGAAAUGUUACCGUUGUUUUGAGUGGUAAGGAUUUGAUUGUGGACACCGAAACCGUGGGGCAGUACUUGAUGGGUUCAUCAGAGGUCUGGACCGUUGACAAGGAAGCAGCACAAGCAUGGAAAAUCAGGCCCUGGAUUGGGUGCGGACUUGAGAUGCUGUGGUUUGAAGAGUUGGAUCAUGCUCAGGUUUUUGAUUCUGAGACUACCAGGCGGCCGGUCAUCAAUGCGAUCUCUGUAUAUUCAAAGACAGGCUGA